AUGCUCGGGCCGGGUCUGGGUGCACUGGCAGUGGUGACGGCCUAUGCCUCCGUCGCCCGGGGUCAGUCAACAUGGCCAUCCAAUCAGGUCGAUACCACCUUGUGCCAAUGGCAACAACCCCGAGCUGCUGUCGUCCAAGACACGGUAUACAUGGACGGCGGACGCCUGUGGUGGCUACCUGGCUUCGAUGAUGGAACACUUGGGCCAAUAACCUCAGACGACAAUCCCCUGGGUCUUGUGUACACUCUCAACUUUAGCAAACCCUUCAACACGACCCAGAACAUCACUGCCCUUUUCAACACUAUUUCAAAAGCCCCGGCCGGCAGUGCUGCAAAUAACCUUGCUCCCAACUACUAUGACGGAGCCAUGCUGGCAAACAACGACGAGUGGGUUCUCUACGGCGGCUUGCUAAAGAAGACUUCGGGGCUCUCAGACCCGGACGCAGACGAGGCGUUAGCCUACCAGAAGUACCAGUAUGGGCCCCAGAGGGAUUCGUUCGAGCCCGGCUUCGCAAAGGUGAACCUCCCGGUCAACAUGACACGAUAUAUUGCCUACGGCGGAGCCGCCAGCGCGCCGUCUGAAAACAAAGCGUGGUACUUCUCCGGGAUGCAUUCGCCUUCCUUUGGCCCAAUAUACGAGGCAGGCACCAAUCUCAGCCAGACAGCAGUCGACGUCUCCAACACUCUUAUCACCUUGAACAUGUCGGUCCAGGGGAAGGAAUCCUUCACGAACGACUCGUUACCAAGCGAUAUCCCCGGACGCGCGAACCCGGAGCUUGUAUGGGUCCCCGUCGGCGCUCAGGGCAUUCUCGUCGCACUGGGCGGAGUCGUGCUUCCGAGCUUCAUUUCGCCAACCCGAACGAUUUCAGCCAACAUCACAGAAAGUGAGGCACAGAGCCCUGGUUUCAUGUCGACCAUCAAUGUCUACGAUGUCGCUGGGAACAAGUGGUACAACCAGCAGACGGUGGAUGGGCCUGGCCAGCUGACCCGGGGCUGCGCCGUCGUUGCCACUGCUCAAGAUCGCUCGAGCUUUAACAUAUACUACUAUGGCGGUUACGACGGCCUUAAGGAGACGAGCCCUCACAGCGACGACGUAUGGAUCUUGUCGCUGCCUUCAUUCACGUGGACCAAGAUUGCUGGCUCGAAACAGGGCCGGGCCGGGCACAAGUGCUUCAUGCCGUAUCCAGACCAGAUGAUGGUUAUCGGGGGGUCCCCGACCAUCCCCGACACCGUCAGCCCUCUCACUUGUCUAACAGAACCCAUUCGCCUGUUCAACGUGUCAAGCGGCGCCUGGAUGACUAGCUACGACCCGGCCAAGUAUUCCAACUACAGUGUCCCUUCCGGCAUCUCCGACAAGAUUGGUGGAUCUGCCACGGGCGGUGCCACAGCAACAGCCCCUAGCCCUUCGGGUUUUGCCUCGACUGGCCUGGCCCAAGUCUUCGCGACGCCGUACCCAACAAGCAAGCUCACGAGAUUUUACCCGUACGCGUCCGCUGCGCCGGCCAACAACACCAACCCUAAUACUCCUGCGGCUUCGGAUCAGCCGAGCGGCGGAGGCGUCCCUGCAUUCCUCCCGCCAGUGCUCGGUGUGGUGCUCGGACUGGUGUUCCUGACAAUGAUCGCUGUCCUGAUACUCCUCUGGAGACGGCGCAGGCUGUUCAAGGCCCGCAUGAGCGACACUGAGACCGAAGAUACCAACGGCCAUCGCAUCAUGUCGUGGAUGCGUGGACAGACACUAACUAGCGAGGCCAAAGCACCCACCGUCACGACCUCUGACGAAUUAUCGUCGAGCCCAGCCGAUGUCGAGAGCAUUGUGGUACCACGGUCCACUAUCGUCGAGGCGAUGAACACGGAGGUGCAGCGACCACCCGUAGAACUUGAUGACACAUCGCCCCGUGCUGAGCUUCACGAUACGCCCGUGAGCCACAUUGAUGUUCUCAACAGAUACUCGCGUCUCGGCGAUAAUCCAGUCCCAGGGUUUGGCUUUGGAACACUGAACAACCCGUCGUCCUACUCGAGCAGCACACAGCAGAUUGACCACGCGAGCAGCCUGUCACGGUCCACCGCGUCACGGUCCGUCGCCGGCAUGACCGCGUCGUCGCCCAGCCCACAGCCGCCCACUCCGCAACUGCCAUCCGCCGAGCCGUCGCCCCCGCCGCCCGAGUUCCAGCCCGACGCUAACCUCCUAGCAAAUCUAGGUACAGGCACAGGCACAACAGGAUCAGGGUCGGGGACGUCCGCCACGGUGGCAUCCUCGCCCACCAUCACCAUGGCCAACCGCAACACGCGCGUGCUGUCGGGCAUCUCGAACCUCAGCGAACGCGACCGCGCACACCUGCGGCAGGUCAGCGACACGACGGUGAGCUCUGUGACGACCGGCGCCGGCGGCGACCGCAUCCUCAGCCCGUCGGUACCCAUCGUCGAGACCCCGCUCGAGAGCCCCGGGGCCUCGUCGCAACGCACCAUUCUCGCCAUCUCCCCGCCCACGGUCGGCAUCACCGAGGAGGCCGAGGACUAUCUAGAUGCGCGCUCAUCGCUACAGCGCCAGCAUACUGCUGGUACUGCUGCGGGCACGCCGACUAGUCCCCUCAGGCGGAGCGUCUUCACCGAGAGCCGCGAAGACAUGAACGACACCAGCCGCCGAGGGGGGGGUCCCUCUGCUUCGUGA
Molecule: messenger RNA, 2667 nt
Organism: Lasiosphaeria miniovina
Lineage: Eukaryota; Fungi; Ascomycota; Sordariomycetes; Sordariales; Lasiosphaeriaceae
Exons: 5
Coding region: 1-2667 (888 amino acids)
Molecular function (GO): protein binding
Source: RefSeq, a predicted model, not a curated record